CGGGAUAGAAUUGGUCGCCCGGGCUUGCGCUGGACUCCAGUUGUGCGCGCGCGCUCUCUGCCUCGUGGGGAGAUCGACGUCCUUCUCGCAACUCUCAGCGAGCCGAGCGGGCUCCGUCUCUCUCGCCCGAUCCGUUCCUGCUUCUCCCAGCGUCCGGCGAUGGCGUCAGCGAUGGCGGCCACGGCUUCGACUUGCUUUUCGUCCGUCGCCGCGCCGGCUUCUCAGUCUCAGGCGACGGUGUGCUCGCGCAGGUACCUGCGUUGCGCCGGGCUUGCGCCCUUGCGCAUGUACUCCCGCAGCAGCAGCGUUAGCUCCCCUGAGACUUACUUGUUCUCCGCGCCCGCCAGGCGCGAGAAGCUGGCGCCUUGCGCGUCUCUGAACCAGCACCACCUUGAGACGGAGGAGGAAUCCUCCCUCCUCUCUCCUUCUUCCCCCUCGCUGGCCGAUUGGCUGGCCGACGAGCAUGUGCAAGGCAUGGUAGGAACGACGGUGGCGGCGACGCUCUUCGGACUGCUGGCGGAAGCUGGCUCCGCCCAAGCCGCGCAGGAGGUGAUGCAGCUUGCUGCGGCUGACAACCGCGGGUUUCUUCUCCUGAUCGCUGUCCUCCCGGCUCUCGGCUGGGUCGCGUUCAACAUCCUAAAGCCGGCAUUGAAUCAGCUCGACAAGAUGACCGGAGCGAAGGCUGUGAUUGGAGCUUUGGGAUUGGGCGCGGCGGCGGGGGGUCUUUUGUCCGCGCCUGCGGCGGCGGACGCUGCGGAGGAGUUUGCCCGCCUGGCCGAGGCCGCGGGCGGCGACUCGCGCGCAGCUGCGCUCCUUCUCCCGCUCAUCCCCGCGGUUGGCUGGGUUGUGUUCAACAUCCUCCGCCCCGGUCUUAACCAGCUGGACAAGAUGCGCGGCUCCAAGGGAGCUCUGGUCGGCGCGCUCGGCCUGGGCGCCGCCGCCUCCUCCUUCUUGGCCGCCGCCCCCAACGCCGAUGCCGCGCAGGACAUGGCACAGAUUGCCGCCGCCGCCGCCGCGGACAACCGCCCCCUGCUGGUCCUCUUUGUCGUCGCCCCUGCUCUUGGCUGGGUGGUGUUCAACAUCCUUAAGCCGGGCCUCAAUCAGCUGGACAGGAUGGCCUCCGGCGGGAAGGCCGUCGUCGGCGCCGUUGGAUUGGGUGCAGCAACCUCGGCCUUGUUCGCUGCACCUCAGGCGGCAGAUGCCGCACAGGAGGUCGCUCAACUGGCCGCCGACAACCGUCCGGUCCUCCUCGUCUUGCCCGUCGCUGCUGCCCUCGGAUGGGUGCUGUUCAACAUUCUGCAGCCUGCAUUGAACCAGCUGGACAAGCAAUUGGGGAAAACCUCCUCCCCUUCCUCCAGAAAGAAGAAGUGAGCCUCACCCUUCGCCCGUAUUCAGUCAGCCGUUCCUUCUAUCAAGUCAUGUCUACCAGUCAAUCAGUCAGUCGGUCAGUGAUUCGAGUGAGUUGUGUGAAUGGAGGGGGGGGUCAGGCCGGGGAGCGGAGGGGAGGGCGGGGCGGGCGGGGGAGCGGAAUGACGGGCGGGGGAAGGGAAAGCGGCGGGCAGAACGGGGACGAAAGGGAAGCGAGAAAGCGACCAUGGCUCAACGGUGGGUCUCACUCCUCUCUCUGACGGCCCUAGUAAAUGACAGCCUGCAUGGUUUGCCGCGAUCCCCCCCCGGAGAUGAUGCAAGCGGGGCGCACACAGGAAGGGGGAAAAAGACAAAGGAAUCCAUCAAAGGAGCUAACUUGGCCGACGGGAACAAGCGAUUGGGCGAGCAGGAGCAGGAGCAGGAGCAGGAGCAGGAGCAGGAUCAGGAGGGAGGUCGAGCGUGCUUCGCUCCGCUGAGAAGCUUUGUGAUGACUGGUUGAUUCCUUAUGUCUCCCUCUCUUUCCUUCCUACGACCAUUCGAGAAACGUUGACGGAGGCAUCGAAUAAUGAGCAGCAGGGGGCGACUGCCACUUUUUUCGCUAAGUUGUGUGCGAGCUGAGAGGGGGUGGACGAUGCAAGAAGAGGGGUACGGAGAACGCCGGGACUCACUUCUCUUGAGAGGUUCGUCAGCGGAGGGUUGAUGCAAAGGUGUGACAGUGGAGGAUAUGGCAGGCAUGACAGGGAGCGUAGACGAUGAGCAACGAAUGUAGAGUUGAUGUGAAGUAGAGGACAGGAGAAGCCCUUCGUUAAUACGGCGCCCCUUCCGCCCCCCUCCCCCUCCCCCUCCCCCUCCCCCUCUACCCGCCAUCGCACUGUGAAGAGAAGAGGACCGCAGGCAAAUGACAAAAUGGUAUCAUGGUAGAAAGAGCUGGACCUCAAUUUUCUGCUGAUAAUGGAGGAGGGGAGGAGGGGGGUGGGGGGUUCGUAAAAAGCUAGUGGUGUUGGCGGCGGUUAAUCCUAGGCUUGCCUUUUCCUCUCUUCUCCAGUCCACACAUUUGUUUGGUAGGACGGGAGUUGUCGUCAACACAUGCGACCGCGCUGAAAGUGACUGGCUGCUUGAAGAUGCAAAGCUUCUUUCCCCGCCCAAAAAAUGAGAAAAAAAAGAAGCUGAGCUUCAUCAUCACAUCCUACGCCGUUUGCCUAUCCCGUUUGCACAAUGUGCUUGUGCUUCAAGUUGUCCUUUUCUGUCCCUCAAGAUCGUAAUAACUUUCUCUUUUCGUUAAAACUUCUCUUGUUUAAUAUAUAAUAAUUCAUUUACUAAUUUUUAUUUAUUUAUUGCUUCUCUCUCAUGCCCCCCCUCACCCGCCGUCUCUGUCUGCUCCUACACUCUCUCGUUACUUGUUGGUCGCGAACUCUCUCUCUCUCUCUCUCUCUCUCUCUCUCUCUCUCUCUCUCUCUCUCUCUCUCUCUCUCUCUCUCUCUCUCUCUCUCUCACACUCCUUUUCCUAUCUUUUGCUGUCCUUGAUUGCUAGAGACUCCUCAAUUAUCAUCGGUCCAUCCAUGCUCCUUUUUUUUUCUUUUUUUUUUUUGAAGAAGAAAACAGCUUCAGGGUCCUAUCCCCCAGGAGGUGAUACGAGCAGCCUCCGGGGGGUGAGGUCCCAUGUAACUAGUGGGAGCGUCAACUGGUGGAAAACGGGUCCACGGUCCCAGAUUUGUACAUACUUUAAUAGCUGCUGCUCCUCGUAGCUGAUCAACGGGUAUCUCUCUCUGAAUGUGGUCCCCACUCCGUCCACAUUCCUUUCCACAUUCCUUUCCAGGUCGUUUGUCCCACUGCUCUCAGAACGUGAAACUGUGGCCUGUUUUCCGACGCCCGGAGAUUGCCAGGUCAUGACACGUGGAGUUGUAGAGUGAAUUUGUGGGAAUAUCGAGAGCACGCUUCCUCCCUUCCAUCUGUUCACGAUCAUGGGGGUCG
Chara braunii is the source of this 3339-nucleotide messenger RNA. Lineage: Eukaryota; Viridiplantae; Streptophyta; Charophyceae; Charales; Characeae. The record is from the annotation of a GenBank genome assembly.